Messenger RNA from Diversispora eburnea, 226 nucleotides. Lineage: Eukaryota; Fungi; Glomeromycota; Glomeromycetes; Diversisporales; Diversisporaceae. The record is from the annotation of a GenBank genome assembly.
CUGUAAUGAAGGGCAAAGAUUUUAUAUCAGAAAAAGAAUUUCAAGAAAGAAAAACCCGUCGUGAUUUGCUGGUAAAAAUCGUGAUACUUAAAGUUCGAGGAAGUGAUACAAUUUCCAAUUUAAAACAUGAUGGUAAUUACUUGGAUUCGGAAAUUUUGGACCCAAGGCAUCAUCAUGAUUUUACGAAUAGUAAUGAUGGAGGAAAGAUAUACAUGCGAGGGGGAGG